GAAACACAGCAAAAAGGGGUCUGCAGGAAGCAGAAGCUUGAAGCUUGGCAUGUUAAAUGGCAGAGCCAGAGGAUGGAUGAGUUGGUCUGCCUGAGAGCUGAACUUUUUUCCAAGAAUAAGAGUACCACAUGUGGCAUAUAGAGAUUGUUUGCUUAUGCACGACAAAAAACAUCUGCACCUUUUUUUUUUUUCCCCUAAAUAAAUCCAUGGGAGUUUUUCCACUUGACUUUGCACUAGGUCCACCAAAUAUUUGCUUUUUAAAAUAAAGAGACAAAGGGAGCAAGAGAAGGCUUAAACCACUUCUUUCCUGCUUACGCACUGGCCUUGUGUGUAUGGAUAACCUCAGAGGGACCUAUUCUUCACCAGGAGGAGAGCCCCAGGUUACACACCAGACACGUGCCAGGGGUGGCUUGGCAUUUCCCCCAGUCAACAUGGUCCUGUUCUUAUCUAACUGGGGUGGCUGUACUCAGUGAGACCACUUGAAAGGCACAGCAAAAGCAGGCUGGACAAGUGAUGCUACAUGCAUAAGCAGAUACUAUCAGUUAUGAGCUGUGUGGACAUAAAACUUAAGAAUGCAAUUCCUAAAGUUGCCUUUCAGAUGACCCUAUGCAGCUACCCAAAAAAAAAAAUAAAAUCUAUUGCACCAUAUUUAAGGAAACCACAGUUUCUUCAUAUAAGCAGCACGGAUUACUUGUAAGUCCAGAAAAAUCAGCCACCUCCCAAAAGCAACCCAAAGAAGACUUUGUGGAGAAGCAAUCUCAGGAAUGAACGUGCCAAGAUGCUGCAAAAGGGACCAGGAACCAGUGAGGAAGUUUGGCAGAAAACAAAACCUGCAUGAGCUGUAGCAGACAUGGAGGAAUCAUUCACAGUGACAGCUUUUUAAAAAAGGAUUAAAAAAGGUGUAAUAUUAAUAUAGGUAAACACUAUGCCAUGAUCAAAAAGAAAGAGUCCUACCAUAUAGCAGUGAAAAAAUAGCUAAAGCCUUGAAAACAGUGAAAAGGAAGGCUGGCUUUCAUUCUCAAAAACACCACCUGAACUACAGGAACAUCCUAGAAAAAAAGAAAAGGUACAGAGAGCUCAUCUGCAUGUUCUGCAUCAUCUAGGAGGAUGUAAAAUGAAAAAUGAACAGGAUAAUUCUAGGAGGCCAUGAUUGAUGAUGACCGUGACUUCUCAGCUAGGUUUUACCUGCUGGCACUCCUGCAUGACCAUUGUAAAUUUUGCACAAGAUCCCGAAGAGGCUUGUAUCCAAGAAGGAACAGUUCCUGAGUAGUUUUCACGAAGGUCUGACCAAACUGAAGUACUUGUGAUCAUGGGCUCAGUAAGGUUUAGAAAAGCAGACAUCAAGAGAUCUUCUCAAAAUGGGGAAUAAGAAGAUGGAAGUUUCUCUCUGACCCCAGAAACCAGUAUGAUCUGAAAAUCCAAUGUCCUGACAUAGCUGUCACAACAAUACCUCUAAGGAAAGCCUUGACAGAUGAAUUGGUGCUUCAAGAACACCCUCUGAAGUUGUAGAGCAGGCACUAAUGGAAGCCCCUUUGCAAACCUCCAUUCACCAGUGCCAUGAAAAUGGUCAAUGGAUGUCACAAUUACCAGAGAAGCUCUGGGAUGUUCCCCUCUAUAACUUAGCCCUUCCAGGGAGUCACGACACUAUGACCUACUGCUUGGAUAAAACCUCUACUGUUAGUGGCAAUGAAUCCAAGCUGGUGAAGUUCUUGAACAAAUGUAUGCCCUGCAUUGUGCAUCCCAUUAUCAUGAAGUGGUCCACGACACAGGUGCUGACUGUGACGGAGCAACUAGAGGCUGGAGUUAGAUAUCUGGAUUUUAGGAUUGCCCACAAAGCUAAUGAUCCAUCUAUGAAUUUGUACUUUGUGCAUAUGGUUUACACAACUGUUACUGUACAGGAUAUUCUCUGGGAAGUGUUAAGGUGGUUGGAAACUCAUCCUCAGGAAGUCGUUAUCUUAGCCUGCAGGAAUUUUGACGGAUUAACCAGGAGACUUCAUUGUCAUCUUAUUUCCUGUAUAAAAGAGAUUUUCCAGUGUAAACUGUGUCCCAGAAACGUGGUGCCGACGCUGCGGACCCUGUGGCAGCAUGGCCAUCAGGUGAUAGUCUCCUACGAGGAGGACGUGGCAGUGGAGGAGCACUGUGAGCUGUGGCCCGCCAUCCCAUACUGGUGGGGAAACAAGACUGCCACUUGUGCCCUUAUCCAGUAUUUGGAGCGCAUGAAGCGGAUGGGCCGUCCAGAAAAAUUCUUUGUAGCAGGGAUUAACCUUACAGAAAAUUUAAGGUACAUUCUCGUACACCCAUUUGGAUCACUGAAGAAAAUGACACUCCAGAGUCUUCCGUGCUUGAAAAUCUGGAUAAAGCAGCAGUAUCCAGGACCAAAGAAAGAAUGUGUUAACAUCAUCGCUGGAGACUUCAUAGGAAAUGAUGAUUUUGUCAAAGAUGUGAUAGAACUUAACACAAAAAUAAAUACUCCAUUACGCUGUCAAAGUAAAGGGGCUGGAACAAAUACCAUUUCAUCCUCAACUUCUUAAUCUGUGAAAAGCUGAAAAGGCUUUGUCUUCCAUUUAAUGUGCCCUGGUUUAAGCAUCCUGGAUCCCAGAAAGGUCCAAUUAUCUUAAACCAGGGAUGAUUUAAAGACUUAGUAAGAAAAGUGCUCUCACCAUCAUCAGGGUUUCAAGGCCUUUUCACAGAAAAGAGAGCAGGCAGACCUGGCUGAAGUCUCUAAAAAACUAUGGUAUAGGUAUAAUUUACUGGAGGUGCUUAGAUUCUGUAGCAGCAGUUGGCAAUAAUGAAAGUCCCAAGAAUCCUAUUUUAUUUUACGUAUGAGCACAAAAAAGAAAUACGUCAGUAGGUGCAUGAAUUAUUUUGUGAUAAGAUUUUACCUUUCUUAUAAUUGUAAAUAUACUCUGUGCUACUUGCAAUCCCAGACGUCAAUAUUUUAUAUCAGCACAAAAAUGACUUGUCUGUUUUCAUAGUUUGUGUUAAAUAUACAAAAGAAACAGUUUAAAAAUAUUUUGAGCGAUCAAAGAUAUGGUAUUGACAAUCCUAUCUGACAUGAUUUAUAUGUAUGUACACUAAUACAUCAUUAACAUUAGAGAUCUAGUAGCGGCUGCCUGUUGUUACAGGCCAAGUAUGAGUUUGUGAGCCUGUUAUCAACAGGUUGGUCACAAAAUUCUUUAUGAUUUGUAAAAGGUACAUGUAUUUGAACACUCAUUGCUCGUGCCAGUUCUGCAGUGAUGAAGAUACCAAAACUAGGCCCCUAGAGAGUUUUGUCUGUGGUAAUGAAAUCUGUUCUAUUAGGUGUUGCCAAAAUACACCUUACAUUGAAAAUAAACACGUAUGAAAAAAAUUCCUUAUCUAAACUCAGACUGCUCUAAAAAUACAGAUUCUUGGCUUCUGUCACACUUAUUUGGGGCUUCACAACUGGUCUUUUAUUUACCUGUUUUAGUAGCUCUAUAGUUAUUUUUCCUCUCAACAAGUGAAGUAUUUUUUGCUUAUGUAAAAACCAAGGAUUUUAUGUUGUUUGCCACUGCAUAUUAAUGCUAUUUUUCUAUUUUUUUUUUUAAUGAACUGUGCAAUAACAGAUGAUCAUGAAGGUAAGAGAAAUGGCAAGCAUUGGGGCUAAAACAAACCCAGGCCUUGCAUGAAGUUCACUAUGCAGCUUCAUCCAUAUACCUCACUUCUUAGAUGCACUUUAUAUGCAAAAGCUGAGUUCAAAUGUCUGGCAAGAUGUUAUUGUUUGCAGGAGUUUGAAAUCAACUGCUACUUGAUAGCAGGUCAAACUCAGCCUAGACUUCUCAGCACGAAAGGCUAAGAUGCUACCUCCUCAUGCAGUCUCAUAUGUAGGAGUAAACACCCAAAUAUUCCAUGUUUUUUUUUUCACAGUGCUUUUUAUCCUUGUUCUUACCUCUACGUACUUUAUACAUAGUCAGAAUGGUUUUCUGCCUGUCUUUUGUACCCUCAAGUGGCUUGUUACUCUUGUCUAAUAAAUAUAAAUAAUGGA
Molecule: messenger RNA, 4003 nt
Organism: Calidris pugnax (ruff)
Lineage: Eukaryota; Metazoa; Chordata; Aves; Charadriiformes; Scolopacidae
Gene: PLCXD1
Product: phosphatidylinositol-specific phospholipase C, X domain containing 1
Exons: 7
Coding region: 1521-2531 (336 amino acids)
Biological process (GO): lipid metabolic process
Molecular function (GO): phosphoric diester hydrolase activity
Source: RefSeq, a predicted model, not a curated record